GAGGAUGUUUUUCCACCCUCGUCAUCAGAUUGGUAUAUUAGUUUGUCAUUUUCUUGCUUUUCCCAGCUUACUUUUCUCUUAUGGGCACUUCCUGAUGUUCCCCGAAGUCUCACGUCCCCACAUUUUUGAGGGGCUAUAGGAUGCCGUGGCGUGCUCGCUUUGGCCAUCCAUGUCCCUCGUGUUGGACACUAGAGCUGUCCACAUGUACCCAUACUGACCUGGUCACGAAUCGCCUUGAGAGACUGGGAACUCACCCGCCUCCUUCCCCGGACUAGGGGGAAGUGGGGUGAAGGAGGCGUGCCGGGAGGGAACCUGGGGGAGGGGUGGCCCGUCUCCCAGGCUGGGCGUGGGCCGGGCGAGGUCCCCAGCCCACCGGGCCGGGCCAACAAUGGCCUGUUGUAGAAGGAGGCGGGAAGGAAUGCGGCCUGGGGAGUUGGGCGGCGGCGGGGCGGGGCCCGGUUGAGCGGCUGCCCCUUACCUGGCCAGGUAGCUCGCAGUUCCCGGCAAGCGGCGGCGCCCGCAGCACCUGUCGCCCGGUGCGCGGGCGGGGAGGACGGCGGGGGACAUGGCCUGGUAGAGUCCCGUGGGGAGACCGUGCGGAGUUCAGUCCGGGGCAGGGCAGGGCAAGGGAGGGAAGGUCCUUCCCUGGCGCCCGCGCGGGCUGCGGCAGCAUGAAAAAGAACCAGACCGUGCAGGGCACCUUCAGCAAACUCUUCGGGAAGAAGCACACCACCAGCCCCAGCACCUCCCUCUACGCCACCAACCCGCCCUGGAUCUUCACCCAGGAGGCCCCGGAGGAGGGGACCAGGGGCUUCGAUGGCAUCUAUUAUGGAGACAAUCGGUUUAACACAGUGAGCGAGUCAGGAACAGCCACGCUGAAAGCUCGGCCAAGAGUCCGGCCCCUGCUGACCUUCCUUCCGCUGAAUGCCCAGGAAAACCAUGGGCUGGCUGUCCCCACCCCCUCAGUUCCAGAAGACUUCGCAGACAAAGAAGUGACAGGUACCAGCUCACUAGUCAAUGGCAACCUCCGACUGUACAGCUCUGUGGGUGACCUGAGGCCUGGGCAGUAUGGCCAGGAUCUACUCAUCCCCCCACCUCCCCCAGGCCCAGCCCCGGGGCCCCCCCAGGACAUUUCACAACCUCCAGGGGAGUUGCCACUGCCAUCUCCACCUUCCACAGCACCCCCACCGCCUCCCCUGCUGCUGGAACCCCCACCCCCGCCCAGCAUGGCCCCACCUCCACCCCCAGUAUUGGAGGCCCUGUCCCCACCACACACUCUUUCCUCCCCAUCCACACCCACCCCUCCUGACUUCAUUCCCCCUGCCCCACCCUUGGCCUUUUUAGCACCCCCACCACCUCCUAUGCCAACACCAGCACCCCCAGCUCCAGCAUCUCCUCACACAGUGGGGACUCGUCUCUUUCCCCCUGGGGGUGUCACCAAGUGGAAAUCAGAUAUAGCACUGAAUGGCAGGCAGGCAGAGGCCACCAGAUUCAGCCCCCCGAGAAGCCCUGCUGAGCCAAAGGGGAGUGCCCUGGGACCUAACCCAGAGCCCCAUCUCACCUUCCCCCGUUCUUUCAAAGUGCCUCCCCCAACCCCAGUCAGGACUUCGUCCAUCCCAGUUCAGGAAGCACAAGAGGCUCCUCAAAAGGAAGAGGGGGCCACCAACAAGGCUCCCAGCCGACUCCCACUGCCUCCCAGCUUCCACAUCCGCCCCGCCUCCCAGGUCUACCCAGACAGGACCUCCAAGCCAGACUGCCCUGGGGAGCUCAGGGCCGCAGCACCAGCCAGCCCAAGGCUUGGCCAGUCCCAGUCCCAAGCAGAUGAGCCCCCAAGAGUUGGGACUCCGGGGACUCCGCCUCCAGCCCCUCCCCUGCCCCCUCCUGCAGCCCCCCUCCCUCCCCCACCACCCCCACUUCCCCCAGCUGCACCUCCUUUGCCCUGUGCUCAGAAGGCAGCCCAUCCACCUGCUGGAUUUACAAAACCCCCUAAAUCCAGCCCUCCUGCUCUCAAACCCAAACCCAACCCCCCCAGCCCAGCGGACACAGCCUCUUCAGCACCUGUGGACUGGAGGGACCCCAGCCAGAUGGAAAAGCUGCGGAACGAGCUGGCGGCCUAUCUCUGUGGCUCCAGGAGAGAGGACCGAUUCCUCAGUCACAGGCCAGGCCCAACAGUGGCCCCUCAGAGCAAGGAGGGCAAGAAGGGCCCCAGCAUGCUCGAGAAAGAGACUCCCCCGAGCCCGCCAGCAAAGGACACUCCCCCAGGUGUUCCUGAAAAGAGUCUUGGCGGCAGCAGCCUGACAGAGACAGAGGCUACCCCCAGCCUGGCCCUGCCCCCUGUGGACUACAUUCCCCAAGACUCUCCAACUCCCAGUGUGCGGCAGAUCCGGAAUGAGCUGGAGGCCCGGCUCUCCUCAUCAGCAGAGAAGGAGGCUAAGCCCAGCAUAGGAUCUCUACCCCCUAAGCCUCGGCUAGAAGGGGGAAGAAUUUUUGAAAAUGGGGCUGAUAAUGACAAACUCUCCAAGCCUGUGGCCAAGAAUCUGCCACCUCAAUCUACCACCCUGCUGCCAACCACACCACUCCAGCCCAAGGCCAUGUUGGGACCAGCCACACCACCCAAGGCCACAUCUGGGUCAGCCACACCACCCCAGGCCACACCUGGGCCAACCACACCACUCAAGGCCACAGGCUGGGCCAGCCACACCAACCCAAGGCACCACCUGGCCAAACAAUCCACUCAAGGCACAGCUGGGCAGGUCACAGCCACCGCGAGGCCACACCUGGGCCAACCACACCACUCAAGGCCACAGCUGGGCCAGCCACACCACCCAAGGCCACAUCUGGCCUGGCCAUAUCAUCUACAGCCACAACUCUGCCCACCACCACAUCCCAACUGA
Cercocebus atys (sooty mangabey) is the source of this 2894-nucleotide messenger RNA. RefSeq names its product chromosome unknown open reading frame, human C6orf132. The coding region runs from base 672 to 2894 and encodes 740 amino acids. The transcript is spliced from 4 exons. NCBI's taxonomy places the organism in Eukaryota, Metazoa, Chordata, Mammalia, Primates, Cercopithecidae. The record is from RefSeq and is a predicted model, not a curated record.